AUGUAUCUGGAUGGUGUUCCUAUCAAGGAUUUUGACCAGUUUGUCAGGAAUAGGAACUUAGAAGACCGUUUCUCUACCAAACAACCACCAUCAACAACUACUCCUAUUCCAUCGGCUAAUGAUAUUGCGGCAGCUGUUUAUGACAAACUGAAGACGUCUUUACCAACUUCUAUACCACAGCCCCCAGCGACGGAGAGGAAAUUCCCAGUAACUGAUGAGUUCUCCAGAAAUCUUGAUGUUGCCAUGAUUGAUCCAUCAAGACUUCAAGAAGUGAAUACACUUUUGAGAAGAGCACCGCAGCGAUUUGAAAAUCCUCUUGCUCACGCUCCUGGACCUUUCAUGCAGACUAUUGAUCCAGAAGUUGAUGAAGUUGUGACUAGCCUUCGUACUGGCAGUGUCAUGGAUGUCGAGCGCAUUCGACAAUUGCAAAAUAUUCUUCAAACAUACGAGCAAGGACUACAAACCAAGGAACUCAUUGCUAAACGUAAACAACUGCAGCUUUUGCAAAAUGAGCUGGUGCAACAAAGAAAGAAGAUAGAGGAACAAAGGAGAAUGGAGGAGGAGCUCAGAAAAAAAGAGCAAGAACUCGAGCUACAACGCAGAGCUAUGGAAAUUCAACUACGAGAACAGCUGAAUCAGUGGCAUAACUCCUUCAGUAAUGUCAAAGAUCGUAACUCUCUUCUGGUGCCCAUGGACCUUCCUGAGCUUUCUGCUCCAGCAAGUAGUUUGGUUGCUCAGCCUCCAGCACCAAUGGAAGUGCUCCCAGAAACGAACAAAGUUCCACAUGUGGAAAUCCCGAAAGAGAUUCCAACUAUGCCACCCAUGCCAACUACGGCACCCAUAGUCAUGACACCUCCACCUCUACUAGCACCUAGAAGAUCAGUUUUUGAACAAGAAGCGUAG
Messenger RNA from Cylicostephanus goldi, 903 nucleotides. The record is from the annotation of a GenBank genome assembly. Lineage: Eukaryota; Metazoa; Nematoda; Chromadorea; Rhabditida; Strongylidae.